This is a messenger RNA of Maudiozyma saulgeensis, 3138 nucleotides long. NCBI's taxonomy places the organism in Eukaryota, Fungi, Ascomycota, Saccharomycetes, Saccharomycetales, Saccharomycetaceae. The record is from the annotation of a GenBank genome assembly.
AUGACAUUAUUGGGAUCCAUAUCCACAAUGUUACGCCAAAGCUCAUCGGCUUUAAGGAGGAAUGUAUUCCGUGAUUCUAAUAAAGGUUACCAACCAACUGCAACCGAUAAUGAUAUAGCUCUACAAGACCUUUCGAAUAAUAGACAAUUCAACCAAAAUGAAGAUUUUUCGAGAUUAAGAAGAAAUAACAAGUGGUCGAAUGAUUUACGACCUCAUAGGAAAUAUUAUACAAUCUCCAUAAUUGGGUUAUUACUGAUAUUAUAUGUAACGGCUAUAACGUCUCUGAAAGAAUUCACCGGUGCUGAUGUACCUCAAUGUCGAUCGAUAUAUAUGUAUCCAUCAUAUGCGAGAAUUGAUGGCUUCAGUAAACAGUUUACACCAUUAGCACAGAAAUAUCACCUAUAUCUUUAUAGAGAACAAGACAAAGAUCAAGAACCCAUAAACAACAACCACAUUCAACUAAAUGGGGUACCUAUAUUAUUUAUACCAGGUAAUGCUGGUAGCUUUAAGCAAGUUAGAUCUAUCGCAUCUGCAUGUGCUAACUUGUACUUUGAUUCUAAGGACUCCAUUAAUAACCCAACCACACAAAAUGUCGAUUUUUUUACAGCAGACUUUAAUGAAGAUUUUACUGCAUUUCAUGGACAAACGAUGCUAGAUCAAGCAGAAUACUUGAACGACGCAAUAGCAUAUAUUUUGUCCUUGUAUGAACAGUCUAUUGAUGGAAAAUCGUAUGCUGUUCCCGAAUCCGUUAUAAUAGUUGCACAUUCUAUGGGUGGUAUAGUAGCAAGAGUUAUGCCAACACUACAAAACCAUGUUUCUGGCUCCGUGAACUCUAUAAUAACGUUAUCUUCGCCCCAUGCUGCAGCUCCGGUUACGUUCGAUGGCGAUAUUCUCAAAAUAUAUAAGAAAACCAAUGAUUUUUGGAGAAACCAAUUUGAUAAUAAAGAUUCAUUCUUUUCGAAAAAUGUUUCCUUGAUAUCGAUAACUGGUGCAGUCCAAGACAACGUUCUACCAGCAGACUAUGCUGCGGUACAAGAUCUGAUUCCAUUAGAAAACGGUUUCACAACUUUCACAACUACAAUUCCAGGUGUCUGGACACCAAUAGAUCAUUUAGCCAUUGUCUGGUGUAAACAACUAAGAUUGGUUCUUUCUAAACUCCUACUCGAAAUGGUAGACAGCACGGUUCCAAGUAAGACGAAACCUUUAAAAGAAAGAAUAGACAUCUCAAAAAAAUUCCUACUGUCUGGAUUUGAACAAUUUUACAAUAAUGAUAUAGCGGAAAAGUCCAGCGUGGUUUACCAUACAGGGGAAUCAACUAUUGGUACAAAUAACUUUAACAUGGUACCAAGCGAUAAACCAUUUAUAAUUACAAAGAAUACUGGUUUCGUGGAAAAUGGAAAACCGCACAUUAUUUAUAUUCCAAAGGAUCUCAACGCUAAAUUCGAUUUCACUCUAAUGACAAGUGGUAAAAAACCCACAAUAAAAUUAUGUAAAAACUCCAUGCAAAUAGAUUGCAUUUCAUUAAGCGAAGAUAUUUUAAAGAUUCCUCGGUCCACUUUCACAACCAGAUACCCAGCCGAUUCAUCCUUAGAAGAAGAUAAUAAUCCAUUCACAUAUUACCACCUAAAGCAUGACCAACUAACAAUGUAUGACUUCAUCUUACUUAAUAACAUCAACAAUGAGAACUUCAAUGACGAAGAUUUUGUUUACGCAUCCUUUAACAAGAUGUCUGAAACCGAGAAAAUAGAUAUCUCUCAACUACAUAUGUCAUUAUAUGGUACACAUAAAAUUGUUAAAUCUGAUGAAACAAUAAUUUUCAGUGAUUUAGAAUUUUUACAACAGUAUGAUGCACUACUUUCCUAUACUAUAAACAUCAAAUCUGACACAGAAAAGGAUGGUCCUUUGUUAUUCCAACCAAUGAUAAGACAAUGGAUAGCGACUCCAUCAGAAAGUAAAUGGUAUGUUAAUAUCAUAACUCAUAACAAUUUAGAAGUUAAUAUGCAUAACGUAGCACCUUUCAUUCCUGUUAAUAUAAGCGAACCACAUAGCCUCCAUUUAAACGUGUUAUUACCGCCAGGAACAUCAAUCAAGCUUGAAAUAUCAAUAAACUGGUUAUUGACGAUAAAAAUGUUAUUUAUAAGGUACAGGUUAACUAUUGGGUCACUGCCAAUUUUUUUUAUCGCGCUAGUACUAGCAAUGCAAUUCUAUUCUUUUAGUGAAACUGGAAAAUACGAGAGUUUCUCAUUUACUCUGUCCCAUAUCCUGGAUAAAUACUCGUUGGUUAUAUUUGUGGGCUCCCUAAUGCUAACCCCAAUUGCCAAUUCCAACGGGAUACAACAUAUUCUUUAUUACUUGGAUCCCGUGAAACUUAAUAGACCAUUUAUUUUAUCUUCAAAGAAUCUUUUUACAAAUUUAUAUUUCUUAGGUAUACGGAACUGGGCUCAGGCAUGGAUCGGAUUGUUGUUUGCGCUAAUGUCAUUGGGUUUCCUCUGGAUAAUUUCUAGUGCGAUUAAGAUGGUGAAAUAUUUUGUGAUACGGAUGACAGAUGCAAUGUACUCCUCUGGUAUGGAACAGGAUGACGAAUUUUUGAACCAUAAGAAACUAUUUGAUAGAAAAAGAAUGUUAACCUGCAUUUUAUUAAUUGUCGCCGUGAUUUUCUAUGUCCCAUAUCAGCUUAUAUAUAUUAUUGCGACUUUAAUACAGGCAGGUACAUGUGUUCGUAUCGUUUUUCACAAACGUAAAUUUAAUAGUAUACGAAACAGAGAGUAUAGUAAUUUAGAAAAUUACAACAUUUCACUUUUGAUUUUAUUUUUAAUCGUGGCAAUAAUCAACAUUCCAGUCAUAAUUGUUUUUAUUCAUAAUCUUGGUAUCAACUAUGAGACAACUUUUAGAUCGCACCAUAAUUUUAUUGCCGUUGCACCAACAAUACUACUGGUGUCAACUAACUCUACAUUCAACAUGCCAACGUUCCCUAAAAAGUCUUUCGACUGGUUUAUAGCAAUUAGUCUACUUGGGUACUUAUCAUUCUUCUCUGUCAUAUAUGGUACCAGAAACCUUUACUUCAUCCAUGAUAUUGUAAAUAUUGCAUGUGGCUGGUUAUUCUAUGGUUCUGUUACAGACUAUAUGAGAAGAAAAUAA